AAUCAAUGAAAAUACAUACAUAUAUAUAAGUCUGAUUUGAUCAAAUAUCGAUCAGUUUUUUGUUUCAUCGCGGUUUCAAAAUGUUGACUGACAUCGCUAUAUUGAUUGCGAGUGUGGGCAUAGUAGCCAUUUUAUUUGUAAAGUACAAAUACGGAUACUGGAAGAGGAAAAAUAUUCCUUAUUUGGAACCAACGUUUCCUACUGGAAAUAACACGUCCUUCUUUCCGAAAGGACAAUCAAUUGGAAAAAUAUCUUAUGAUUUCUAUCAAGAUUUCAAAGCAAGAGGGGCGAAAAUGGGUGGAGUUUAUGUAGGGAUAGAUCCUUAUUUAGUGAUCUUGGACCCUGAAGAUGUAACAACCGUUUUAAUCAAGGACUUCAAUCAUUUCAUGGACCGUGGUCUCUAUAUGAUCGAAAACGACCCUACUACUGUUAGUUUGGUUACACAGAAUGGUUCAGAUUGGAAGAAUGCGAGGAUCAAAUUCACCAGCGUCUUCACAUCCUCAAAAAUUAAAAUAAUGUAUGAUACUAUAAAACUAGUCAUUCCAAAUAUGAUACCGACAUUGGACGACAGUGCGAAAAGAAAUCUUGAUGUCGAUGUUUUGGAGACAAUGGCACGUUUCACUACUGACGCAGUCGGUUCGGCGAUCUUAGGUGUGGAAUGCAAUUCUUUCAAAAAUCCAGAUGCAGAAUUCCGAAGACUCGGGAGACAUUUUUUCGAGGAGUUUUCUCCGAUAGACAUGAUCCGUUUAUUCAUGACGAUAAAUUUUCCCAAAUUGGCAGAAAAAUUAAAAAUGUCCAAUGUCCAACCGGAGGUAUCAAAGCAAUACAGUAAAAUUAUCAAAGAAACGGUGGAGUACAGAGAAAAAAAUAAUGUGGUCAGAAAAGACUUUUUGGAUUUGUUGAUCCAACUGAAAAACUCAGGAGUACAAGUAACUAUGGACGAAAUAAUCGGCCAGACAUUUUCAUUUUUCACUGCUGGAUUCGAAACCUCUGCAACCACCACAACGAUGACAUUGUUCGAACUGGCUGAGAAUCAAGAGGCUCAGGACAGAUUGAGAGAAGAAGUGAUAAGCACCUUCGAGAAAAAUAACAAUGAUCUGUCGUAUGAAGCGCUCAUGGGAAUGAAAUACCUUGGUCAAGCAAUCGAUGAAACUCUAAGGAAAUGGCCUCCAGUAACAACCCUUCCAAGGAUUUGCAUGCAGGAUUACAAGUUUCCAGGUACUGACUUAACCAUUGAAAAGGGAACAAAAGUGAUGAUCCCAAUUCUGGCACUGCAUCGGGAUAAAGACUAUUAUCCAGACCCGGAGAAAUGGAAUCUAGACCGGUUCGAGGAUAGAAAUCAAAAAUCAUCCGUAUAUUACCCGUUCGGAGGUGGACCUAGACAUUGUAUUGGUUUUCGUUACGCCUUCAUGCAGGUCAGACUAGGUUUGGCAACCAUCUUGAGGAACUACAAAGUUUUUCCAAGCUCAAGCACUGAAAAACCACUGGAAAUCGAUCCAGAUACCUUCCUUAUCAAAAUGAAACAACGUAUAUAUUUGAAAUUCCAAAAAAUACAUUGAUUUUCAAACUUCUCUAGUUGAAAAAAAUCAAAAUUGAAUAAAUCAUCUAGUAUAUACUUCGAUACUUUGUUAUCAUGAAGAAACAA
This is a messenger RNA of Phaedon cochleariae (mustard beetle), 1645 nucleotides long. The record is from the annotation of a GenBank genome assembly. Lineage: Eukaryota; Metazoa; Arthropoda; Insecta; Coleoptera; Chrysomelidae.